AUGGACGCCCCCACCAUGCAGGGCCAGUGCCUGGUGCUUGCCGGAAGGGACCCUUCCUCCAGGCAUGGACGUGCCCACCAGGCCCCACCAACACCCCGGUCCUGGAGGAUGGCUGCAUGGCGCAGCACCUGCUGGGGCUCCCGGGACCCCAGGGUCCUCCACGAGGUGGCAGAGGCACUGACGCCACCACCCGGAGCCAGGCCAGGGGUCGGGCUCCAAGGCUGGGCGUGGGCUGGGUCCUCCCCGGUCACCCCUGGGAUUCCCAUGUCACAGUCGGCCCCGGAGCCUCGCUGCCGGGCCCAGGAGCUGCCAAGGGUCAGUGAGCUCCACCCACACCGCCGGGCCCCCUGGGACAAGAGGGGUCCCCAGGACAAGAGGAGGUCCCCGGAACAUGAUGGUGCCUCCACAGUGCCACACCCCCUGCAGGCCCACCUGGGGGCCCAGCCCGGGGCCGCAGGGCCUUCUGGGGGGGUCCCGGCCAGCGAGCUGCCUUCCUUUCAGCAGGUCUCAGGCUGCCUUGGCUCCGUGGACCCCCAAGACCCCCUGCCAGCCUCCUCCAGGGUCCCCGCAGGCCCCUGGGAGACAGACGCCCAGUCCAGCACCCAGGCCGCCCCUCCCUGGUCCCUCCUGAGCAUGCGCCUGCCCACAUGCAGCCUCUCCGGGGGGACCGUCCCCUGCCCACCCCAGCCCGUUCCCACCCCUGGAAGAGCUGACCACUGCUCCCCUUCAGACGGGGUAGUCUCCAGCCCCUCUUCCUGCCUCCUGCACCCCUUCCUGUGGGCUCGGGUGGCCUCCUUUGGACCUGGGCUGCCCUGGGAGCACACAGCCCUGGUUAGCCCCCAGUGCCGGGCCCAGGACGUCCAAUGCCCUCCCAUCCAGCACCUGUCCCCCCCGUGUCCUGGCAGAGUCCUGCACCCAGCGACCAUCCCUCAACACAGUGACGAGGCUCUCGGGUGGGAUGCCGAGAAAAUGAAUCAGGACGGCCAGAGGAUUGGCCAGACCGAGGAUGGCCGCAGCAGCCUGGGCCUGGUGGUCACAGAGUCUGGCCCCACAGGGCAGGAGGGGGCCAAGGGGAAGGUGCCGCCCUGUGAGGCCCAGGCCAGGAGCGAGGCCCAGGGGCGGGCUGCCCGGCUGCUGUCCAACGGCAGUGUCCUGGACGGCCCCGUCCUCCUGCACUGCGGGGAAACUGAGGCUCCCAGUCCCCAGCAGGGCCUGCCUGAGCCCCAGCCUGUCCCCAGAGUGAGGCUGCUGGGACGCGAGCAAGAGGUCGGGGCGGAGGGGGACGUCCACCCGCUGGAUGCCCGGGCUUCCCGCCCCCCGCCAGUCCUCUGUCGCCACCUGGUGGCCGCCGCCCGCCUGCGCCCUCCCCGGCAUCGGGGCGAGACCUGGGACCCCCAGCGGAGGCCGGGCCGGGUCACCAGCUCCACCUGGGCGGGGAGGCCCCGGGGUGGGCGCCGGGGGUCACUCGGGGGGCGAGCAGCCAUGGCACAGGCGCGAACGGGGGCCCCUGGGGGGCAGCAGCGUCAGCCAGAGGUAUCGGCACCCAUCAGAGCCCGAGCCCCGUGGCCCAAACCCUCUCCUCCACCCCCGGCUUGGGGCAUCCAGGGGGAGCCAGAGGCCGUGCUCCAUGGAUCCAGGCCAGGGCCUUCCCUGCUGGGAGGUCCCAGGGCCCUGCAGCCGGACGCUGGUCCCAGCCCAGGGGUCAGCAGGAGGCCACCCCAGGAAGUGAGGGAACUCAGGGGGGAGCAGGUGCAGGAGGGAGCUCACCCCCAGCCACCAGCUCUGCCCUCUCCAGUGACCCCCAAGGCAGGCCCACCCCUCAGCCCCAGGUCCACCUACAGCAGUGAUGACGGAGCACUGGCAGCCUCUCCCUCACCCCGUCCUGGUGGACGCAGCAAGGAGAGCCCCGACUGUCCACCUGUGCACGUGCUCCCUGAUGGCGGCAGCUGCCCACCCCCGAGACCACCACAGCCAAGGGCGUCUCAGCAAGAGAAGGCAGGGCCGGGGGCAGGGGCCCACCUCCCCCACUGGACGGAGCCCCCUCCCAACCCCCCCGGAAUGAGCUCCUCGUCCCUCCCCAUCCUCGCCGGGGACAGCUCCGAAAGGGCCGGCGCUGACAGCCCCCAGAUGGUCUCCCCCAAAGGCCUCCAGCAGCCACCAAACCCCCAGACCCUGCAGGAGCAUGUCAUCCCGGGGCGGCUCCGGUCCUUCCACCGUUGA
Molecule: messenger RNA, 2220 nt
Organism: Choloepus didactylus (southern two-toed sloth)
Lineage: Eukaryota; Metazoa; Chordata; Mammalia; Pilosa; Megalonychidae
Product: basic proline-rich protein-like
Exons: 14
Coding region: 1-2220 (739 amino acids)
Source: RefSeq, a predicted model, not a curated record